AUGGAUCUUAUUUAUCCUUGCAGACCUCUUUUACUAGAGAUAAUUGUAGCAAGACACAGCUGUGCGUUUCUCAGCCCUCUGGCUGCGACCCCUCCAGUGGGACAUGUUUCUUCCUUGGUAGCCAAGCGCUGGGAGGGAGUCAAUGACACAACCUACAUCUGUGCAAAUGACAACAAUGUACUCAAAUACAUAAGUGCUCUUCUCAACAAUGGCAAGCUGAAUCCCACAACGCUUAAAGUCAACAAUGUGAAGGGCAGAAUCAAUGGAAGGAACAUCCAGUGUCAAUUUGAUGCCACAGUACCAGUCUCUACUAACGCCCAAACUAAAGCAGCCACAGACAGUACAAGUUUCUCAAUGUCAGUCUCCACUGGAACUUAUAAUGCCACUUCAGGGGAUCUGGGUAGCCCUGCUUUCCAAAUAACAACUAAUGUGGUAAACCUGAGUAAUGCUAAUGCCACCGUCACCAAUUUGGUUAGUUCCAACUCCACCAACACCACCACCACCACCACCAAACCCCCCACCACCUCUGCUGCUAAUGCAAUUACAAUCCAGCAAUCAAUGAUGCAAGGUUAUCUUUUCCAUAACCUGGCACUGAACCAAAAGGCUAUCCAGUCCUCGGUUGGUGACAGCGUGGGUAUUGCUGGCAAAGCAGUUGAUGGGAGAAGAGAAUCAAGAUAUCAGUUAGGGUCCUGUACACUCACCAAGUCAGAAUCUGAUCCCUGGUGGAGGGUAGACCUGGUAAAUGUGUAUACAAUUGGUGCUGUAAUAAUAACCAAUAGAGCAGAACUGGAAAAUGGACUGGAUGGUGCUGAAAUCUGGAUUGGAAAGUCCGCAGCGAUCAAUGACAUUGAAAGCAUGAGAUGUGCCGUCAUCUCUCAUAUUCCCAGUGGACAGACAUACUACUUUCCAUGUAGCUCCAUGGAGGGACGCUACGUCACUGUGUUUCUACCAGGAAGUGAAAAUGUCCUUAGCAUCUGCGAGGUUGAAGUUUACUAUGGAUACCCAUUACCCAAUGUGGCACUCAAAGGAGAAGCUACCCAGUCAUCUACACUCUCCUUUGCCACUGCGUCCAAAGCCAUCGAUGGCAGACGGAACUCGUUCUAUAGCAAUGGGUUCUGUAGCCACACGGCUGAAGACGAGACCAACCCCUGGUGGAGGGUGGACCUGCAGCGAAGCUUUACAAUCACUGCUGUAAAAGUCACCAACAGAGGAGACUGCUGUGCUGAAAGACUGGAUGGAGCUGAGAUCAGAAUAGGAAACUCACUGGAGAACAAUGGAAACAAUAAUCCCAGGUGUGCUUCCAUCUCACAUAUCAAAGUGGGUAAAACCUACACAUACCGGUGUGAUGGAGGCAGCAUGGAGGGUCGCUUUGUGAACGUGUUUCUUCCUGGACAAAAGAAGACUCUCACCCUGUGUGAAGUGGAGGUGUAUGCUGCCCCAGCAGGUAGAGCUUUAAGUGACUGGAUCUGA
Maylandia zebra (zebra mbuna) is the source of this 1470-nucleotide messenger RNA. NCBI's taxonomy places the organism in Eukaryota, Metazoa, Chordata, Actinopteri, Cichliformes, Cichlidae. The record is from RefSeq and is a predicted model, not a curated record.